This is a messenger RNA of Nicotiana attenuata, 2088 nucleotides long. Its product is annotated as cytochrome P450 703A2. Lineage: Eukaryota; Viridiplantae; Streptophyta; Magnoliopsida; Solanales; Solanaceae. The record is from RefSeq and is a predicted model, not a curated record. Gene Ontology annotation, molecular function: heme binding; iron ion binding; oxidoreductase activity, acting on paired donors, with incorporation or reduction of molecular oxygen. The coding region runs from base 1 to 1797 and encodes 598 amino acids. The transcript has 4 exons.
AUGGCCGGAGAAGCCAUGGAAUCGAAGAUCGGAGGGAGAAGCAUUGAAGUUAGCCUUCCAGACCUCGAACACUCAAGGUUUAAUGGUGGAGAAGCCUUUCUUUGCGCAUAUCUUGUUUCCAAGCUAGUUCAUUUUUCACUUAUCGACAAGUCUAAACAGAAAAUCAAUCGUCUCCCUCCUGGUCCAAAACAAUGGCCUAUUGUGGGCAACCUUUUUCAGUUGGGGCAAUUGCCUCACAGAGACAUGGCUUCAUUCUGUGACAAAUAUGGGCCAUUGGUUUACCUCCGACUAGUGGCUAUUAAAAACCUGCAGUAUAUGACGGGGCUUGUCUGUAUUUUCCCAAUUAGAUACAAGCAAAAACUCUUUAAAAAGUUAUUUUUCACGCCUCAAAGCCUGCAUUUAAUUUUGUCCUUAUAUUAUAUAUAUUUUUUACUAACAGGUAACGUCGAUGCUAUCACCACCAAUGAUCCAGAAAUCAUAAGGGAAAUACUUGUACAACAAGACGAUGUUUUCGCAUCUAGGCCAAGAACUCUUGCUGCUGUUCAUCUAGCAUAUGGUUGUGGGGAUGUGGCAUUGGCUCCAUUAGGACCAAAAUGGAAGAGAAUGAGAAGAAUUUGCAUGGAACAUUUGUUGACAACCAAAAGGCUUGAGUCAUUUGCAAAACAUAGGGCAGAUGAAGCUGAAACCCUAGUUCAAGAUGUUUGGGCCAAGACACAAAAAGGGGAGACACUAAAUUUAAGGGAAAUUUUGGGUGCUUUUUCAAUGAAUAAUGUGACUAGAAUGUUACUUGGAAAACAAUAUUUUGGGGCUGAAUCUGCUGGCCCACAAGAAGCAAAAGAAUUUAUGCAUAUUACUCAUGAAUUAUUUUGGCUUCUUGGAGUGAUUUAUUUAGGUGAUUAUUUACCUUUAUGGAGGUGGAUUGAUCCUCAUAAUUGUGAGAAGAAAAUGAGGGAAGUGGAGAAAAGGAUUGAUGAUUUUCAUAUGAGAAUAAUUGAAGAACAUAGAAAAAAAGGUAAAAGUAAUAUUGAUGAAGGUGAAAUGGAUUUUGUGGAUGUUUUAUUGUCUUUGCCAGGUGAAGAUGAAGGAGAUGGGAAUGGAAAACAACACAUGGAUGAUGUUGAAAUUAAAGCUCUCAUUCAGGAUAUGAUAGCUGCAGCCACGGAUACAUCUGCUGUAACCAACGAAUGGGCAAUGGCUGAGGUGAUAAAGCAUCCCCACGUCCUCAAGAAGAUCCAAGAAGAGCUUGACAUAGUUGUUGGAUCGGGUCGGAUGGUAACCGAAUCCGACUUGGUCAAUCUCAAAUACCUUCGUUGUGUAGUACGUGAAACUUUUCGAAUGCACCCUGCUGGUCCAUUUCUAAUCCCACAUGAAUCAAUCCGAGAUACUACGAUCAACGGCUAUUAUAUCCCGGCCAAGACACGUGUCUUCAUCAACACACACGGUCUUGGUCGGAAUACCAAGAUUUGGGACAACAUAGAUGAGUUUAGGCCAGAGAGACAUUCACCAGAAGAUGAAAGUAUUAGAGUUGAAAUAAGUCAUGGGGCGGAUUUCAAGAUUUUGCCAUUUAGUGCUGGAAAAAGGAAGUGUCCUGGUGCACCAUUGGGUGUGAAGUUGGUGCUUAUGGCUUUGGCUAGGUUGUUUCAUUGCUUUGAUUGGAGUCCACCAAAUGGAUUGAAACCUGAAGAUAUUGACACAAGUGAGGUUUAUGGAAUGACUAUGCCUAAAGCUAAGCCUUUGAUGGCUGUUGCUAGGCCUCGACUGCCUGCUCAUUUCUACCAUUGCCACUCAAUCAAAUGAAUAUAGAAACUAAAAGUUUGUUAAUAAAAUUAUUGUGUUACGCCACGCACUGAAAUGACAUCGAAAUGGAUAGCUUUUUUUUCAAGGGUGGAUAUAGUGUACAAGAUAUAGGAAUUCAAUAGCUUUUAGCUCUAUAUAUAUAUAUACAGUGGCGGAGGCAAGAUCUCCAUGAAGGGGGUUCAAAAUUUUUUUUUUUAGCUAGUGGGAAUUGAACCUAUGAUCUUAUGAAGAUUUUGAACCCUUUCCGCCCCCCUAAAUCCGCCCCUAUAUAUAUAUAUAUAUAUUUUUUUU